This is a messenger RNA of Homalodisca vitripennis (glassy-winged sharpshooter), 1552 nucleotides long. RefSeq lists its product as uncharacterized. The transcript has 5 exons. NCBI's taxonomy places the organism in Eukaryota, Metazoa, Arthropoda, Insecta, Hemiptera, Cicadellidae. The record is from RefSeq and is a predicted model, not a curated record. The coding region runs from base 1 to 1098 and encodes 365 amino acids.
AUGCUUGUCAAAGAAGAUGAGAUGAGCUUAACUCUCGUUGAACUAUUCAGGAUGGCUAAGAGAUGGAGCCUCCUCAAGAUCUAUUUUACAUCCACUAUGAGGAGGGAUAAUGGGCACUAUCUCAGAUUAUUCCUGAAUGGUUUACUACUGCUAUGCUGCUCAUUGGCUGCUUCCGACUCCAACAGUUCAGACACUGGUGCGGACUUCUUGCAGUCUGUCAUUCAGCGUAUGCAACAUGAGAAGUUCAUCAACUCAGACGAGGAUCUUAUCCAUAGCUACCGACCAACCCCUGUCCCACAGCAGUAUGAGUCAAUGGCCGGAUCUGGAGAGGGACCCCACCAAGACAUACCUCCACUCUCCAAAGGUGAACUGCUUGCACUCUAUCAAGCAGCUGUUGCUAAAGGAACUGGGUUGGACCUAGCCAGUCUACCCACUCUGCCAUUGACCUCUGAUAUCCAUCAGAAUCAUGAUGACUUGGUAAGUCCGAGUGAUCAAGGCACUUUGCCAGGGUACUAUUACUACUUCUACCCAAUCAAGAGUUUUCUACCGAACAGCUCAAAUGAGCAGACAACACCGAUGAUGAAUUCCUCAGAGCAGGGCUCAGCCUCACAUAUGCCCAUGCACAUGAUGAUGAUGGAUGAUGGCAGUGCCAUGAUGGAAGACAUGAAGGAGACCAGAUUGGAUCCGUUAUUCCUGGCCAUGGCAGGGUUUGUCAGCAUGGCGACUAUCGUGUCUUUUUCAAUUCUGUUUCUGCCCAAGUUCGGAGACAACAGAUCUCGGCAGAAGGCUGCUCUCAAGACCUUAGCUGAAGAUGAGGAAGAGAUGGUCAGUUUGAGCAGAGUGGUGGGACAAGCUAUCCAGGGACGUGACUGCACAGACAGACUCGCCUGUGAGCUUGGCAGAGCUAUCCUUAAGAUGAAACUUGGCCAGAAACCUCUUAGGGUAAUAGAGGUGAUGCUCCCAGCCAACCUCGCUAGGCAGAUGGCCCAGAUCAGGCAACAUAUGUCCAAGAAGCAGAAAUGUCAACUUAUCCCGUGUAAACACAAAACACAGCAAAAGCAAAUAAAUAAAAAAAGGCAAAAACCUCAGAAACAUUAAAAUUACAGUAGUUACUAAAUUAUGUGAUAUAACUUAUUUAUUUAUAUAGGGUAAGAAGUAUCAGUAUAAAGUACACAGUACUCUUAAAGACAUUUUUGUAUAGAAAACCAUUAAUUUUAGACUAAUAACUAAUUUUUUAACAGAAUUAAGAUAUUCACAUCUGAAACCAGGUAGAACUCUAUAUAUUAAUUUUGAGAUAAUUUUCAAAUCUAUCAGACAGUAAGAACUUUUUUUGAUUCCAUAAUAACUCAUUGAUUAUGUUCUCUUAUGAAACAAAAUGCCUAUAAUCUUUUAUAUACAUUGAGAAGUUCUGUAAAAAGUUUAUUCAUACAUUUAGCCUUUAUCACAUAUAAUACACAAUUUUGAAAUUCACUGCAAAUUAUGUUACACCCAUGUAUCACAGUAUGAUUGUUGCAUUUGCUAGUAGCUCUACAAUUAUUAAAACAUUUUUUUA